CCUGUUUGAUAGCCAAAUGCACUCAAUGCAGUUUUUUACUUUGUUUUGCUCGGGUCGUCCUGCACGGAAAAUUUCAUACCAAGCGCUGCAUUGGGUUUUUACGUAAAUCCAUUUUAUAAAAAUUACGUGGAUUAUGUCGCGGCACGCAUUAAUCGUAUCCUUUAGGUGGUGGUACGGGAUUCAUUGGCAAUGGACUGAGCAAAUGUUUGACUAAAAAUGGCUACGAUGUCACCGUGAUAUCCCGCAUGCCUGGGUUAAAGCGUAUCACCUGGCUGGAACUGGAGCGAAGCGGCAUACCCAAUAAUGUCACCGCUGUAGUAAAUUUAGCAGGGCAAAAUGUAUUAGAUCCUAGUCGUCGGUGGACAGAUGGCUUCAAACAAAAUGUAUGGACUUCGCGUAUUAAUACAAGUGUAGCAUUAGCAAAAGCUAUAGGAGCAGCACCUCAAGUUAAAGCUUUUGUGAAUGUAUCGGGCGUAAGCCACUAUAAGCCAGAUGAUAAGCACGUAUAUAAUGAGAAUGAUUCGGUACAAGGAUUUGACUAUAUGUCAAAAUUGUGCUUGGAAUGGGAGAAAGCUGCAACCCUGCCUCCGGAUGUAACACAUUGUAGAAAUAUCAAAAUACGUACUGGAGUAGUUAUCGGUCGUACAGGCGGUAUGAUAGAGAACAUAUGGCUUCCUUUUCAGUUGGGGCUUGGUGGUCCAAUAGGAAGUGGCAAACAAAUUUUACCAUGGAUACAUCUUGACGAUUUAUGCCAGUUGGUAGUCCAUGCGAUUGAAAAUGAUAAAAUCGAAGGAAUAUUGAAUGGAGUCGCGCCGGAAAUAGUAACAAAUGGUGAAUUUUCAAAAGCUUUUGCUUCAGCUUUGCGACGUCCCUGUCUUUUCGCUGUACCGGAACUCGUUAUCGAAACUAUUUUUGGCAAGGACCGUUCUGCUUUGCUCCUGUCUGGUGCUAAGAUACAACCGAAAAGGACAUUAGAAACCGGUUUUAAAUUUAAAUAUCCCACUGCGAAAGAGGCUUGUUUAGAAGUAGUUAAGAAGUCCUAAGAAAUCUUUAGCGAAUACAUAAUAUAAGCAUAUUUUAAAAUCUGUUAAACAAAAAGCGCAACUAAAUACACUUACAGUUCUCAGUCUGGACCGUG
Messenger RNA from Rhagoletis zephyria (snowberry fruit fly), 1138 nucleotides. Its product is annotated as epimerase family protein SDR39U1. The record is from RefSeq and is a predicted model, not a curated record. NCBI's taxonomy places the organism in Eukaryota, Metazoa, Arthropoda, Insecta, Diptera, Tephritidae.